This is a messenger RNA of Rotaria sp. Silwood1, 3864 nucleotides long. The record is from the annotation of a GenBank genome assembly. NCBI's taxonomy places the organism in Eukaryota, Metazoa, Rotifera, Eurotatoria, Philodinida, Philodinidae.
AUGAAUAAAUCAUCAAAUGAAGUUGAACCAUCUUCAUCUUCUAAAAAUAUGUUAUUAGCUGCACGUGUAAGUUUAAUUCGUAUUAUUCGAGAAUUAAAUUUAUUUUCUUAUAAUCCAUGUUGGUCACCAAUAUUAACUAGAACCGAGCAAAUUUAUAGUACUCGACUUUUUCUUAUAUUUAUUUCAAUAUCUUUAUUCGUGGUUAUUAGUUAUGCUAGUUUAUCUAUUGAAACAAAUUAUGUAACUUUAAAGAAGUUUUCUAUAAAAGAUUUUGAACGACUUGAAUCACUUUAUCCAAGUACAAUUAAUAUUCCAUGUAGUGAAGUAUCAAUGUCUUUUAAUAAAUUUAUGAAUUUCUCUCCUCAAUUUCAUCAAAUAUGUUCAAGUGAAUUUAUUGGAAAAAAAUGGAUUUCAUCUUUAUUUCUCUGGAAUGCAACAUCUCAUAAUAUUUUAGAUUUUCGUACAUUUGCUUUUUCUCAUUUUCGUUCUCUUCGUUUACUUUGUCAUUUAGCACGUCAAUCUGUUAAUGAUAUUCAUCGUACAUUUAAUUCUACUCCUUUAGUUCAUCGUUAUAUUUUUUCACGAGCUCAAUUUAAUGAAAUAGCUUCUGUUCUUUUUUUGAAUUUUCAACGAAAUAUUGUCACCAAUGAAAAACGAACUGUUACAGUAGUAUCAAUGUUAAUAGCGCAGAAUGGAUUAUUCUCUGCUUUACGUACAAAUUAUUUUGUUUAUUCUGUACCUGGUUCAAAAGACUAUACAACGUCUAGUGCAGUUUAUUUGACAAUAAAUCAAACAAAAGAAACAGAAUGUGAUUGUAAACUGAGAGAAAAUCAAUGUAUAUAUCCAGCUGGUGCUUUUUAUAAUUGGACUUUACUAGAAUCAGUAAAACCAGCUAAAAACCAUCUACCAGCUCAAUUUCAGAUUCCUGGCUUAAUGGCUGGAUGUAUUCCUCUUGAUUCAAUGCGUCAAUCAACUCUUGAAUGUUUAUAUAAUCAAUCAUGUGUAAAUGCGAUAUCACUUCAACCAAAAUUUUCUGGACCAUUCAAAGCUUUAAAUGCAUCAUUAUCACGAUUUCCAUUGAAUUCAACAAUUGAGUCAAUAUUUAAUGAAUCUUUAUUUGUUGAAUCUUGGGGAAAUCAAUCGAGUUUUGAAAAUUAUUAUGCUGCUUGUGCACCUCAAUCUCUUUCCUAUAGUUAUCAAACUCGAUUUCAUCUUAGUAAAAUUCUUACAAUGAGUGUUAGUGCUUUCGGUGGUCUUGUUCUAGCUUGGCAAUUAAUUACACCAUUGUUUAUAAAAAUUUGGAAACGAAUUAUAUUGAAAAAACAACAAAUACAAUCACAUACAACUGCAGAACCAACAGCUAUAGAACGUGAAAUUUUAAGAAUGGCACCAAAACCAAUUAAUAAAGAAAUAAGCAGUUAUGUUCAUCGAACAAUUCAUAAUUUUAAUUUAUUUUCAUCUGACUAUAAAAAUAAUUCGGAUGACGAACGUAUUGGUAUUAUUGCCACUCGUUUUUAUAUUUUCUUUGUAAUUAUCGGUUUAAUCAUACUUGGUUGUUAUACAUUAAUAUUAAAACGUAGUCAAACAUAUACUAUUGAAUGGCCUUCUCUUUCACAGUUUGAAAAAUUAAAUUCAAAAUAUUCAUCAACAUUAAAUUGUCCAUGUUCACAUUUUUCAAUGUCAUAUUCUCGAAUAAUGCCACUUUAUCCUCGUUAUCAUUCAAUAUGCUCAAGUGAAUAUCUUAAAGAUUAUUGGUUAUCUUAUUUUGGUCGUGUAGAAAUUGAUACAAAUAAUACGCUUUUUAUAUCAACUGAUUUUCGAAUAACUGGAAAAUCAUUUUUUAAUUUAUUAAAUAAAUUAUGUGAAAUGUCAAAUGAAACUAUUGAAAGUGCAUUACGAGUAUUUCGAGUAAAUCGAUUAAUUACAAUAAAUGCCUUAUCAUCUGAUCAAUUUAAUCAUCAAAUUAAUAAACGUUUAAUACGUUUUCAACAGCAAACAAUAGCUUCUUUUGUUAAUUUAAUUGAAUUAAUUCGAUCAUCAAUUGAUACAAAUCAAUUAGCAGAUGAAACAUGGACAAAACUUGGACCUUUAUCUAUAUAUAAUAAUGAUACAUCACAAUGGUCAUUUCAUUUUCGAUCAAGAGACUUUUAUACAAAUUCAUGCUCAUGUAUUGAAUCUAAUCAAUGUACUCGUCCUGCUGGUUUCUAUUUUCAAACAGAUAAUGUUCGUAAUAAACCUAAUAUAACAAUACCUGGUUUAGUUCUUGCUUGUUAUGCUAUUGAUACUCUUCUUUUAUCUACAUUAGAAUGUUUUUAUCAGAAAAAAUGUAUCAAACUUCUUAUUGAUAAUUAUGAUUUUGAUAUUGUUGGUUUAGUUCGACCAUUAGAUAAACGUGCUAUUCAAAUUGAACCACUUCGUUAUGAAAAUAGUCGUUUUUAUCCAAAUACAACAAUAAAUGAAAUUUUUUUACAAUUAUUUGUUGAAGAUUGGAUUAAUUCAAGUAAUUAUACAUCAUAUUAUACACGUUGUGCACCUUCACAAUGUGUUUACACGAUAGAAAAACGUUUUGAUAUUGCUUAUAUGUUAACUACUAUGCUUGGAUUUUAUGGAGGAUUAUCUGUUAUUUUAGAAAUCAUUUUACCGCCAUUUGUUAAGAUAAUUAUAAAGCAAUGGUCAAAACGAAAAACCUCGAGACAAUCAAAUAAUUCCAAUGAAAUUACAACGAACACAACAAUGGAUGCAGUAUCUUCUUCAUCAAAAGAAACUCAUUGUUGCUUUACUAAUAUAUUUAAAAGAGUCUUAUCAGUAAAUUUAUUUGUGAGCGAACCACCAUCAUCAGAAAAACAAUAUCUAGAUCAAGAAAUUCGAGCUACUCGUAUUUAUAUAUUUUUAUUUAUAUUAUGUUUAAUUGCUGCUCUUAUUUAUUCUGGUCCAUUGAGUAAUGAAAAAGUAUAUAUUAAAAAAACAUUUCCAACAAUAGAUAUGAUCAACGAUCUUUAUCAGAAAAAUCUUUCAAGUCUUUCGUGUCCUUGUUCAAAAGCAGCUGUUCCUUAUUUUAAAUUUUUAUCUGUAACACCAAAAUAUCAUUCAAUCUGUUCAAGUGAAUAUGUUUCUCCAUUAUAUAGAAGUAAAUUCUUCAAUACAAAUGAUACAACUCUAUUAGCAUUAGGUACUCAUUAUCGUUUAUUAUCUUUACUUUGUAAUUCAUCUAAUCGUUUUGUUCAAAAUGCUAAACGAGUUUUUGGUAGUCAUGAACUAGUAAGUGUCGAAACAUUAACUCGUUCUUCAUUUGAUAUUCAAGUACAAUCAACACUUUCAUCAUAUAUAUCUCGAAUACAAGCUGAUUAUCGUCGUACACUUUCAUUUAUAGUUAAAUCUUUUAGUGUUAAUCAAUUGUUACAUUUUUUUUCAAGUAAUUGGCACAUUAAUUUUACAGAUGAAAAUGAAAAUUAUAUUAUGAAAACAUAUCCACGACGUUUUUCAUUAUCAAAUUGUAGUUGUGCUAUAUCAUCAAAUUGUAGAGAACAAUUAACAAAUGAUAUUAAUAUUGGUUGUUUUCCAUAUGAUGGAUUUCGUUUAUCAAAAUUCAAAAAUAUUUCAUUAGAAACAUUAAACAAUCAAUUAUUUGUAGAAGUAUGGACAAAUAUAAGUAAUUACACAAAUUAUUUUGAAAUAUGUAAACCAUUAGAAUGUCAAUAUAUAUUAUCUAAUAAAAAUAAUCCUAUUUUUAUGUUAACAACCAUUUUAGGAUUGUAUGGAGGUUUAACAUACAUUUUACGCUUAAUUGUUGGUCAAUCGUUAGCUGCUUAUCGAUGGUAUAUUAAAAAAUCAACAACAAAAAUAAAUACAAACGAAAUAAGCUAA